Molecule: messenger RNA, 2732 nt
Organism: Anthonomus grandis grandis
Lineage: Eukaryota; Metazoa; Arthropoda; Insecta; Coleoptera; Curculionidae
Exons: 4
Coding region: 2057-2686 (209 amino acids)
Source: RefSeq, a predicted model, not a curated record
AACAAGCGACUGAAGUGUGACUGUGUCACCGCGUGACCAUUUUGUGUCUCUAUUUUAUAAUAUUAAGGUAAGCAUAUGUUUUUUUCUAGGCGUCAUAGCUAUUAUAUUUUAUAAAAUAAGUAUAAGAAAUGCACUUUAUAGGUUAAUACACACAUAAUUGUUUUCUUUAAAAUAAGUUUAUACCUAAUACUUUUCUAUUAUUGAAUAAUUCCUGCAUGUUCAAUUACUGGUUUAAAUUUUUUUUUAAAUAUAGUAAAUGAACAGUGUGUUCAUUUACUGGAUUUUACUUAAAAUAAUUUUUUAUGCGAAUUUCAACCUUAAACAUAUCUUACAUAGAACUGAACUAACUUGAAUAAUAGCAUUUAUACCCAAAUGCAGUUAAACCAGUAAAUGAACGUUAAUAGAAAACGUUCAUUUAUUGGACGACAAAUAUUUUUCAGAUGGCUACAAAAUAUUCACGUUUUAAAUACACGGAGGAAGCUUUGGAUGCAGCAAUUAGUGAAAUUCAAGCUGCAACUAUUUCAUUAAAUAAAGCUUCUUCUAAAUAUCGCAUACCAAAGUCCACUUUACAUAACAAAUUAACGAAAAAGGUGCCACAUAUUCGAAAAAUGGGCCCCUCUACAGUUUUGAGCGCUCAUGAGGAAACUAGAUUAGUUAAUUGGAUUUUGUCAAAAGCCAAAUUGGGAUUUCCGAUGCAUCCCAAUGAGGUUAAGGACUCAGUACAAAAAGUCCUUAAAGAUUCUCAACAACCAAAUAAUUUUACUGAUGAUAGUGCGGAUGAAACCGGUAUAAGAACGUGUAUGAAGUCAGGUUUGGUUCUAGGGCCCUCCAAAAAGUUUAAAAACCUUUACGAGAUUGCAGGCGGAAACGAAAAAGAGUCAAUUACAGUGCUGUGCAACUAUGCUGCUAAUGGUGUGGCAGUCCCACCAAUGAUUGUUUUCCCAUACAAAAGAAUUCCUAAAGAGCUAGCUCUUUCGGUGCCAAAAGGUUGGGCUAUUAAGAAGGUCCGAUUCUGGGUGGAUGACCAGUGCAAUGUUUUUUGAAUAUAUUUUAUCCCUGGCUUUUGGAAAAUGGCGUUAUAUUUCCAGUAAUUCUUUUCAUAGAUGGACAUAAGUCCCACUAUAAUUUGGACCUGUAUGAAUUCUGUGUGGAACACAGAAUCAUCCUUUAUUGUUUAUACCCGAACUCGACACACAUACUACAACCUUGUGAUGUCAGUAUAUUUAGACCCCUAAAAGUUGAAUGGAAAUCUGUGUGCCGACUUCAUAAACCAAAGAGUUGUACACCAAUUACUCGGCACAACUUUAGCAUCCUCUUUAAAGAAGCUUUUGAUAAGGCUUCUAAACCAGAAACCAUUAUAAAUGGAUUCAGAAUUUGUGGCCUUUAUCCAUUAAGCCCUGACUCAGUUGAUUAUUCAAAGUGUAUUUCGACCCGGCGUAAUGAAAUCUUUAAGAAAAGACCCAGUACCGAAUUAUGAAUAGAAGACUAUAAAUGUUCCUUGAAAGUAUUGGACCAUUAUUUAAAGGUCAAUAAUAUCACAAAUUUGUCCAACAGUGUAGAUUCUUUUAAAAAAUUUUGCGAAAAAAACGCAGGUGACUCAACAAGUUUUAAUGACAGUAGCGAUAAUGUUGACCAGUUAUUUAGCGAGUCUGAGAGCGAUAUAUUUACAGAUUCCUUUUUAAACGACUUGCCCCUUGAAAUUGACGGAGUUUUAUAUGAGCCUCCAACUUAUCAGACAUCACCAUUACCAGAAAUUGAUGUAAUUACACCUAUUUUAUUACCUGGUGUGCAUUUGAAUUCCCAAAUAAAAUCAUACUGUUUAGAAAUUCUUGACACGAUUAUCGACAAUGCAUUUAUUAUUAUAGAAGACAGAGAAUUCCAAUCUGAGUGUAUGGCUAUUCCAGCCAAAACUCUCCCUUGCAGCGAAUCGAAGAUUAAAAUAUUAUCCAAUAUUGUCAUUAAUCCAGGAAAUAAAAGUUUAGAUAAAGUUUGGGAAAAUCAUCUUCACUGGCCAAAGCAAGAGGGUGUAUCAAAAAAGAGAAGCCAACGUAUUUAAAUGCCCUACGCAAUAACAUCCGAUAAGUGGGUGAAACAUCAUUCUGAACAAGAAAAAAAAAGAAUAGAGAAAGAGAAUAUAAUAAAGAAAAGAAAACUGGAAACGACUUUAAAGAAAACGUCAGCUGAAACUAAGAAUAAUUCAAAAAAGUUGAUAAACGGAGUUCGAGAAAAUCAAGUUAAAGAAAAACAAAAUGAUGUGGAAGCAACCAAGAUCCAGGAUGUUGAUGAUGAAAAUAAAAAGUUAGCCAGACAAGAACAGAACAAGAAGUUAAAAUUGGCUGUUAAAGAAGGGGAAUCAGAAAAGUUUAUUGAUGGAGUUCGAGAAAAUAAAGUUGUUAAAAAAGAAAUAGACGUGGAAACGAAGAGGCCUGACAAAACAAGCAGUAAAACUUUUAAUAUUGGAGACUUCAUGGUUAUAAGUUACCAAAAGAAGAGGUAUCCAGGUUUAAUAAAAAAUAUAGAUCAGGGUGCCCAAGAAUAUGAGAUCAGCGUUAUGGAAAAGAUAAAACCAAAUUUUUGGAGAUGGCCCAAAAAUGUGGACCAAAUUUGGUAUAAGAGAAAAUUUGUUUUAGAAAAAAUUUCAGAGCCAAUAUCAUCCAAAGGCAGUAUAUAUAAUUUAAAUAUUUGAAAAUUAAAAAAACCUUAUUAAUAAUAAACCUUAUGUUCAUUUACUA